CUCACCCAGUCCCUUGCAUCUCGCUGCUCUGAGCGGGCCCGUUUGAAUGCACCACGGUGGACGGGCGGGCUACGCCACAACGUGUUCUGAUCAGCGCUCUGCCCUAUAGCGCCGCCGACAACUGCAAUGAACGCUGCUAGUGCGGCCCUGGCCAUGGCUGUCAACUGCCUCACAGACAUGGCCCUUCUUGAGCAGCAGCAGCACCACGACUUCACGUGCUAUACAUCGCUGCACCUCCAACACGAACAGAUGAAGCCUCAAUCGUACGGGAUGCCUCUGUCAGACGGAUGCCCAACACCGGUGUCAAGCCCAGCGACUCUGCCCCCCUGCUCGCCCGACUCCGAGAGCCCCGCGAGCCUCACGGAGCUCUGUCCAGUAUCUCGGGCUGGUGUGGGCGCACACCUCGACUCCGUGCUGCCGUUCCGGGGGCCCACAAGGGAUGAAGGCGAGUCUGACGAAUUCGACUCGGAUGCUGAGAAUGGAAGCGAAUAUUCCUCUCAAGACUGCAAUAGCACUUCGCCCUUCGGGAAAGGGUCGAGCAGCAAGAGAAAACCAUCGGACAAGGCUCCGCCGACCCAGGUUGUUCUCAAAAAGAGGCGGCUGGCCGCCAACGCUCGAGAACGACGCCGAAUGCACUCGUUGAACGUUGCUUUCGACAGGUUAAGGGAGGUGGUGCCGUCACUGGGAAACGACCGAAAGCUCUCCAAGUUCGAAACGCUCCAGAUGGCGCAGAGCUACAUCAAUGCACUCAGCGAACUGCUCCUCAGACAGUGACGUCGCUCAUCCAGGCCGCGCACCUGACAUUUCCACGGUAUCCACUCCUCUCUGUUAUUGAAAGUGCCAAUGUAGCUGCUGCGCACAUGGUGCAAACCCACAUGUGCGCAGGAGCUUCUGGCCUGGGCAUGCUGGAAAAGGUAUGCGGUCAUGAAGGGACUCGGAACAAUUUGUUGCGAACUGACUGCCGUCUUCGGCGACAGUGCAUCACGCCUUUGCAUGUGGGAAUUGACUUUUUUCUGUUGUCGUGACUGGAGUCAACCCCUGCUGUUAUCAGUAUUGUUAAAUUGAGUCGCGUCAUGUUUUAUAUAUGCAGAGGUGUGUAGCAAAGCGAACUCAACUGCAGUCAAAAGGAAGAAUGUAGCAUGCCGCGUACAUAUUACACGUCCCAGUGUUAUUUUACUUGUUUUGCACGUAGCCAUGCACUAAUAUCUUGCACUAUUGUUUGGGAACCUGCAUCAAAAGCUCUUAAUGUUUACGGAAAGUCAGUAGUUUCGUCAAUGUCCAUGGUUAUAUCACAUCGGAUAAUACUCAUGCGCUCAGCGUAUGUGCCACUAUGCCAACAUUCCAAAAUACCACAGCUACCUCCACAACAAGGCCAAAAUCAAUUAUGUCAGGGAUUUAUGAAACGGAUAGUAUUAUUCACUUGUUCUGAUGCUUGCCAAAUGUACCCUUGCAUUCCGAUAUUUCCAAAUCAUCUCAAUCGUUUAUUCAUUUGCCUUGCGUUGUGUUAGUUCUUAUACAGCCAAGAUUUCCAGUAUUUUUUUGUUUGUUCCGUCCAAACCCUCUCAUCUACAGGCUUUUGUUGACAUUUUUGUUAAUGCUUCCGAGUGGCAUUGUAUAUUGCAGACUACAUUACGUCGUGUUGUCCGGUUACGCCGGUCAGAACUGCCAAGUGAAGAACCAUAGAGCUGCUCAGUAUUUUCAAAGCCUGAGCGCAUCAAACUAGUCCCUAUACUUGCGGUUCUAUAAGGUUUUACGAGGCAUUCCCAUCUUCGAUGAUACCUAUAGAGAUUCUUUACGGUGCCGAAGGUGCACGCAAAAUGUGCCAUAGAUAACGGCGCAGACUUUGCUCAAGCUUUGUGUGUGUUUUGUGUCAACCUCUUAGUGCCAAAGCGUUGUUUUAUGCCACAGCGCUGUCUAAAGUUUCACACUGCCUUCGAAUUGCAGCCUAUUUUGACGUCGCGUGGCAUUUGCAUGUUACUGUUGUAAAAUAUUUCGCUCUCUUAUACUUUUGUGCCUUAUACACAUUUACGAAGUUGGA
This is a messenger RNA of Dermacentor silvarum, 2038 nucleotides long. RefSeq names its product basic helix-loop-helix transcription factor amos. The record is from RefSeq and is a predicted model, not a curated record. Bases 127 to 774 code for a protein of 215 amino acids. NCBI's taxonomy places the organism in Eukaryota, Metazoa, Arthropoda, Arachnida, Ixodida, Ixodidae. The transcript has a single exon. Gene Ontology annotation, molecular function: protein dimerization activity.